AAGACAAAAACUCUGCUUGUAACUAGUAAGCGCUUGGAGAAGAAAAUUUCAAACAAGACUCUCAAAGUCUCUCAAACAAGGCUCUCACAGAAGCUACGUGGGGUAACAUUAGACAGCCACCUAAAUUUUAUUGAACAUAUUGAUGAACUUUGCAAGAAAAUGGCACAAAGGAUUUCUGUACUUAAAAAGAUUAAGCGUAAUUUGCUACUUGCAGGGCGCAAGCUGCUUUUUAAUGCAUUGAUUAAGCCCAUAUUGUUGUAUGGAUCUUACGCAUGGACCCGGCGGCAACGGAAGAGAAUGUGGAACGUGUAUUAAACUGCAAAAGCGGGCUGCUCGCGUAAUUUUAGAUGCAAAUUUAAGAGAUAGGAGUAAAGACCUUUUAGACGGUUUGAUUGGCUGCCGUUUAAGGAGGAAGUAAAUAUUCAACAGUGUAGUUCAAUAUUUAGGCGCAUACGAAACGAAGAUGACUGCCCAGACUAUGUAACGAAACUAUUACCUAGAAACUCAGAUCUCAGGAGCGACAGCAAAGCUAGCCGUUAUGGAAGGUUUAAUUUGGUACGUCCUUUUUAUAAUAGAGAAACGGAAGGGGGACGUACUUUUAAAGUUAGUGGAGCUAAGCUAUGGAAUAGGAUUCCUCUUGAUAUGCGAAAGAAGGACACCGCUGGCGCGUUUAAGAAUGCUCUUGUUUUAGCCUAG
This is a messenger RNA of Porites evermanni, 696 nucleotides long. The record is from the annotation of a GenBank genome assembly. Lineage: Eukaryota; Metazoa; Cnidaria; Anthozoa; Scleractinia; Poritidae.